AUGACCGGGAUCAUGUCGCCGCAGGCUUGGAAAAUCACCUUUUAUUGCGUCGGCUCCCCUCACUCCUCUGCGGCAUCAUGCAGAGAUCCACAUUCUCUCGAUAUUAUUCCAUCAGCCUGGCCACCGGCGGUUAUUGGCUCGCCCCCCGUUCAUUCUACGCGGCGGCCGACGGGCAGCAGAACUUUGAUAAGAAACGGACAGCCGGUCCCUUUCCUGGCGGUUUUAUCUAUGCGACGGUGCCGGGACAGGGAUCGUAUUGGUCCCUCCUCGUCUCAUCCCGUGCUUUUGGCGGCAUUGACGUGGACUGCAUGGACGAUGAUCAUUGCACGGGAGACGCGAGACAUGGGAUGGCGAGAUAGCGGACUGCUUAUCCCGGGGACACUCCUCUUUGCCAUUUCUGCUUGCGAGCUUGCUUAUUAUGAGGACUCGUACCGCAGGGUCGUUCUAAGCACGGUCUGUUUGCGUGAUUCGAGUGGUUGA
Messenger RNA from Monascus purpureus, 480 nucleotides. The record is from the annotation of a GenBank genome assembly. NCBI's taxonomy places the organism in Eukaryota, Fungi, Ascomycota, Eurotiomycetes, Eurotiales, Aspergillaceae.